CUACAGAGUUUAGGCGUUUUUUAUACACAAUUAUUCAUACAAUAUCUUUAUAUAUAUAUAAAGAUAUAUAUAUUUAUAUAAUUCACUGCGCGUGGGAGAAGGACACCUACAUUAAGCCUGUUUCUGCUCUCUGAAUGCCACAAGCGGAUCAUUUGUGAGUUAGCUCCGACUGGAAAUGAACCCGGAGCACCAGGAUCUCGUCCUGCGGGCGUGCGGCGCGUCGUCCCUGCGCGUCGGCGCGAAGAUCCAGACGCUGUGGAGCGGCUACGGGGAGAUCGUCCGGCUGCACCUGGAGGGCUGCGACCGGCCGUCCGUGGUCGUCAAGCACGUCAAGCUCCCGGCGGAGGCCGAGCGCCCCGGUGGCUGGAACACGGACCGCUCCCACGCGCGUAAAGUGAGGUCCUACCAGGUGGAGACGCACUGGUACCAGAACUACUCCACCGAUCGGAGCUGUCGGACCCCCGUCUGCCUGGCGGCUUGUUCCCAAGGAGACGAGAUGCUGAUCGUGCUGGAGGAUCUGGACGCGGCGGGUUACGAUCAGAGAAGGACCUGUGUGAAGGAUGGAGAAAUAAAGGCUUGUCUAAGAUGGCUGGCCCACUUCCACGCCCUCUUCCUGGGUGCGGCGCCAGAGGGCUUGUGGCCCGUCGGCACCUACUGGCACCUGGAGACCCGCCCGGACGAGCUGGAGGCCACGGGGGACGCCGAGCUCAAGGCGGCGGCCGGCGACAUCGACGGGAUGCUCAACGCCUGCCUCUUCAAGACCGUCGUCCACGGGGACGCCAAGUUGGCCAACUUCUGUUUCCCGCGGGGCGGAGGGGACGUGGCCGCCGUGGACUUCCAGUAUGUCGGAGGCGGCUGCGGAAUGAAAGAUGUUGUUUAUUUUUUAGGAAGCUGCAUGGAGGAGAGGAAGUGUGAGGAGAGGGUACCGGCCCUGCUGGACUACUAUUUCACCGAGUUGAAGCAAUCGGUGAAGAAAGACGUGGACUUUGUCGCCCUGGAGACAGAGUGGCGGGAGAUGUUUGCGUUCGCGUGGACAGAUUUUCAUCGUUUUCUGCUGGGAUGGAUGCCGGGACACCGGAAGAUCAACCGGUACAGUAAACGGUUGACCAAGGAGGUCCUCCGCAAACUGAAACUGAAUCAAUAAACUUUUCCCUUGAGACAACCAGAGGACUAAGCGUCUGGCUGAGAGGUGAAACUGAAAAUCUGUAUAUGUACAAAUUAAAGCAGCCACAAACACCUGUGUACAGAGAAGUAUGCAAACCAUUUCCCAGAAAUAUUAAAGUUAAAAAAAUUGGUAA
Pseudoliparis swirei is the source of this 1298-nucleotide messenger RNA. RefSeq names its product protein kinase-like domain containing (gene pkdc). The record is from RefSeq and is a predicted model, not a curated record. NCBI's taxonomy places the organism in Eukaryota, Metazoa, Chordata, Actinopteri, Perciformes, Liparidae. Bases 176 to 1144 code for a protein of 322 amino acids. The transcript has 3 exons.